UUCUCGGGAUCACAAAGCAUUUGCCGCUGGGAACAUGGUGGCUCACAGACCUGACCAGCCCCCUGUUACUGUGUACGCCUUGCUGCAAAAAGCCAAGCCAUGCUGGAGCACCAAAGAUUUGGUGAAGGUAUACCAGAAGCUGCACAAGGUAUCUAUCACUGAUGGCGAGUCGCUGGCCCGAGCGUUAUCCGAAGGCUCGCUGAACCAGGUCCUGGCGGAAGCGGGGGAGCGGAAGCUGAAAGCCUCCACCCUGCUGAUGCUGAGGGUGGCAACGAGGGACCCCGCACGCGCCCAGAAGGAGGAGGAGACGCCCUCGCCGCUGGAGAAGAGGCAGUGCUUUUGUGGCGCGUGCAUCAGGGUCCCGAUGUGCGCACAGUGGGGGCCUGCGACUGAAGCGCCAAAGGAGGUGCUGCUGAAGCUUCCGCGCCUUUCAGCUGGCCCUGCGCCGCUGAUCCCAUCGAGGAGGUUAUCCUUGAAGAGCCAGGUGCCGCGGUUGCCCCGCGUGCGCUCGGAGCUUCUCAUACGCCGGAGUCCAGUUGGCCGGAGGAGCCCCAGCGGAAACCGCGCGGAGAUCGGCCGCACGGAGGUGGCUGGGCGAGCGGGGGCCGGAGCAAAGGGCCAGCGGCAGCCGAGCCUGGCCCCGGCAGCCGCCGCUCAGAAGCCUGCUGCCGCCAGGACUGGUGAGCGCGAGGCUCCAGAUGUCCAGCAAGAGGAUCAGGUUGCUCCACCUCCUCGUGCGAUGCCAUCACCAGGAGUUGCAAUGCCACCAUCGAGCCUGCCGUCUCCCCAAGUCAGCUCGCCCGAGCUUGGCAGGACGAGAUCUGAUGCAUCCAUGUCCAACUCCUACGCCACUUUUGUGGCCACAACAAGAGGGAAGAACUGCCAAUCACCCGAGAGUCUCCAGGCCGCCGAGACCUUCGAGACCUUUGGGACCUUCAGCUCGGCAGGCCAAAGCCAAGCGAAGCCGAGCUGGUACAGGUCUCCGGAAAAGUCGCAGGUCUCCAGUGUGUCAAGCCUGCAGGAGAGCUACAUGAUCUCCUCAGGCGAGUGGGAGCCCUAUUUCAGCGACCUCUCUGAUGGGGAGGAAGAGGAAGAAGCGGAAGGAGAUGAAAGAGAUGAACGAGAUGAAAAAGAUCCAGGGCACAGGCCACUGGCAGAGGAAGUGCAGGAGGUCACAGUACGAGGUGUCUGGAAGAGGCCACACCCUGGGCCUGCCGCUGCCAAGCCCAGCCCGAGCCCGAAGCCCUCCCGCCGGCUGGACGUCAAGGCGCAGAGGCGGAGGCACAUGGUCCGAGCCUACGGCUGAGCGGCUGGCCGCCCGUGCAAUGUACAUAUGGCCGCGCGGGAACGGGAGGUUUCGGCCAAGCCUCAGGCGUUGCUCUCAGGAGGCGCUGCACGUCGCCCUUUGGCGGCAGUUUCCGGCAAGCGCUGUGCCCAAGGCAAGCGUUGUUGCUCCGGGCGAAAAUUGAGGAAGGCUUCGAUCGGUAGGUGAUCAGAUAGAUAGGUC
Messenger RNA from Effrenium voratum, 1507 nucleotides. Lineage: Eukaryota; Dinophyceae; Suessiales; Symbiodiniaceae. The record is from the annotation of a GenBank genome assembly.